AUGAACGGCGAAGGACAUUCGCGAGAAGGGGGACGGCACGGCAGCUCGAGAGGCGAACGCGAACGAGGCGACCGGGGCGACAGAGACGAGCGGCGCGACCACGGCCGCAGCGAGCGAGAAAGAGGUGACCGGCCGCGGAGACGGUCGCGGUCGCCCGACCACCGCGGUGCACGGGGAUCGCGGCGCGAAGCGAGAGAACCCAGAGAACCCAGAGAACCCAGAGAACCGAGAGACCCGCGCGAAGCGAGAGACUCCCGAGAAGGCGGUGGGGCCGAGCCCGACAGCUACUCAUCGUCACGCAGCCACCGCGACCGGGAACGGGAGGACCGCUACUCGGGCGGCCGGGGCGGUGACCGGCGCGAGCGCGACCCUUGGGGUGGCGGCGGCGACAGAGAUCGUGGCGGCGGUGGCGAUGACGACGACGACGACCGCCACAACCGCAGGCGGCGAGGCGACCGUGGCGACCGUGGCGACCGCGACGACCGUGAGCGCCGACGCAGCGCAUCGCCACCGCCCAAGAAGCGCGAGCCCACGCCCGACCUGACCGACGUCGCGUCCGUGCUCGAGCGCAAGCGCCGCCUGACGCAGUGGGACAUGAAGCCCCCCGGCUACGAGAGCGUCACCGCCGAGCAGGCCAAGCUGUCGGGCAUGUUCCCGCUGCCGGGCGCGCCCCGGCAGCAGCAGCAGAUGGACCCGAGCAAGCUGCAGGCGUUCAUCGCCCAGCCGGCGGCCACCGCGUCCAACAAUGCGGCGGCCGCGUCCGUGCUCAAGCCGACCAACUCGCGCCAGGCCAAGCGGCUGCUGGCGGCCAACCUGCCGGCCGGCACGAGCGAGGACGCGCUGGUGUCCUUUUUCAACCUGCAGCUCAACGGCCUCAACGUGAUUGACGGCUCGGACCCCUGCGUGCAGGCGCAGCUGUCGAGCGACGCGUCGUUUGCGCUCCUCGAGUUCCGGGACGCGGCCGACGCGACGGUGGCCCUGGCCCUGGACGGCAUCGCCAUGGAGGCCGAGGACACGGCCAUGACGGACGGCGGCGAGGCGGCCAACGCCAACGGUACUGCCCAGACGGGCAGCCAAACAGGCAAAGGCCUGCAGCUGUCCCGCCCCAAGGACUACAUUGUGCCCGCCGUCGUCGACUACAGCGGCUACCAGCCGGGCGUCGUGUCCACGGUCGUCGUCGACACGCCCAACAAGAUCAGCAUCACCAACAUCCCGCCCUACCUGACCGACGAGCAGGUCACGGAGCUGCUCGUGGCCUUUGGCGAGCUGCGCGCCUUUGUGCUCGCCAAGGACCGCAGCUCCGACGAGUCGCGCGGCAUUGCCUUUUGCGAGUACGCCGAGCCCGCCUCCACGGAGAUUGCCAUCCAGGGCCUCCACGGCAUGGACCUCGGCGACCGCAAGCUGCGCGUGCAAAAGGCGAGCGUCGGCAUCGCCCAGGCCGCCGGCAUGGAGCUCGGCGUCAAUGCCAUGUCCAUGCUGGCGGGCACCGUCGCCGUCGACGCCACCGACGUCAGCCGCGUCGUGCAGCUGCUCAACAUGGUCACCGCCGACGAGCUGGUCGACAAUGAGGACUAUGAGGAAAUCCGCGAUGAUGUCCGCGAGGAAUGCGAAAAGUUUGGCACAGUCACCGGCCUCAAGGUGCCCCGUCCCACCGGCGGCAGCCGCCAGUCGGCCGGCGUCGGCAAGAUCUUUGUCAAGUUUGAGACGCCCGACAUGGCCACCAAGGCCCUCAAGGCCCUGGCCGGCCGCAAGUUCUCAGACCGCACCGUCAUUGCCACCUACUUCCCCGAGGAGAACUUUGAGGUGGAUGCGUGGUGA
Messenger RNA from Sporothrix brasiliensis 5110, 1818 nucleotides. Its product is annotated as splicing factor U2AF 65 kDa subunit. The record is from RefSeq and is a predicted model, not a curated record. The transcript is spliced from 4 exons. Gene Ontology annotation, cellular component: nucleus; nuclear speck; commitment complex. Gene Ontology annotation, molecular function: poly-pyrimidine tract binding; pre-mRNA 3'-splice site binding. Lineage: Eukaryota; Fungi; Ascomycota; Sordariomycetes; Ophiostomatales; Ophiostomataceae. The coding region runs from base 1 to 1818 and encodes 605 amino acids. Gene Ontology annotation, biological process: mRNA processing.